Molecule: messenger RNA, 713 nt
Organism: Candidula unifasciata
Lineage: Eukaryota; Metazoa; Mollusca; Gastropoda; Stylommatophora; Geomitridae
Source: the annotation of a GenBank genome assembly
CUCUUCGCCAAUCCCACGAAUACACCGGAUGUGUUGAUAGCUCCCCAGCAUCGAAAGAACACUGGAUGAGCAGUUUACACAGAGGAUGUCUGAAUAAAGAUACCAGUGACAAAUAUCGUCUCUACAGCCACCUGCGAGCAUUACCUUCUCGAAAUAUUCCUGACGCUAAUGAAGUUAUCAAAAGAAAAUUUACUUUGAGACGUUCUACACUCAGAAAUAAUGCAGAUAGUCACUAUGACGACGAAAGCGAGAUAGAAGCGAAUAAAUCAGCUUUAUCGUCCGUUUUUCUAGAAGAUUCUACAAGACCACCUGAAGCUUCCGAGGAAGUAAUGCCAGAACUCUUCACUGUCAAUGAGUUCUUCGACUACCUAUGGUCAGACAACUGGAAAGAGAAGAUCUGCUUGAGAGUUGUUGGUGGAAAACUGCUGAAACUACUGCUAACGGCUCUGUAUGACUUAGAGAGGCGGCAAAAAUUACACAGUCAUAUUUUACGUGCCAACCUCAACAACAGGCGAUUUGUAGCGAAAGAAGGCGAGGAGUCAUCACGAGAAAGCUCAGCGAUUAAACAUGCGUCGUCUGUGUUCUCGCAAAAAAGGCGCAGUACACUGGUUAAGAGCAAAAAGAGUAACCGCAAAAAGCUUUCUAAGAAUACCAACAACGACGAAUCGGCAAAUGCGACUAAUACCAGUAGGGUAACGAAGCCGCAAGAAAAG